Messenger RNA from Pecten maximus, 7639 nucleotides. RefSeq names its product complexin-like. The transcript is spliced from 8 exons. The record is from RefSeq and is a predicted model, not a curated record. NCBI's taxonomy places the organism in Eukaryota, Metazoa, Mollusca, Bivalvia, Pectinida, Pectinidae. Gene Ontology annotation, molecular function: syntaxin binding. Bases 521 to 979 code for a protein of 152 amino acids. Gene Ontology annotation, cellular component: SNARE complex; terminal bouton. Gene Ontology annotation, biological process: synaptic vesicle exocytosis; regulation of neurotransmitter secretion; neurotransmitter transport.
GUUUUUAGAAACGGAAACAACAGACGAACAACUGUCAAAAUUGCAGAUAGAGGCAUUUACUGGAUGUGACAAUUAGUUGCGGUUCGUACUGGCCGGGACUUGUCAUCUGUCACAUGUGUAGAUCGAGUGCACACACUAUAGGGUACUGCUGGGGUUUACCGAAGGGCUAGGAAACGGCGUUGUCUAAGAGUACUUGAGAGUGAUCAAAACGCUCGGAGAUGAUGUCACUGAGGGGGCUGUGAAGCUGGAGAAGCGUGCGAGGCACUGUACUGAGGAUUGAUACAGCAGGCCUCAUCAGGCUGCGGGGAGAGUUCUGCCUGUUUCUAAGUUGGGACCUGAUCACAGUGUCAAGACAGUGUGUUCUCCUGCAACUUUCCUGGAGCCGGCUUGGAGCACACCAGUUGGAGACGCUUUGUGUCGGGACUUAUAGCAGCAACAGCUAGUGGAUCUAAUGCUCCUGGAACGAGAAGAAGACAAUAGUGUGUAAUUUUGUGUGUAACCUGCUCACACUUGUUCCAACAUGGCCGCUUUCAUUGCCAAACAGAUGGUUGGUAACCAACUAAAAUCUGUAAAAGGUGCUAUGGGUGACAAAGACGGCGAGGGGGGAGACCCUGCUGCUGAGGAUGGACCUAACUCAGAGGAACAGAACGAGAUAGAGGAAGCGCGUCGGGAGGCAGAGGAGAAACGGAAGGAAAAACAUAGGAAGAUGGAAGAAGAAAGAGAAGAUAUUCGACAAGGCAUUCGGGAUAAGUACGGCAUCAAGAAGAAGGAGCCAGAAGUAGACCCUGCGUCACUCCUACAGGAAGAUGCAGAUGGUCGACUAGGGAGGAAGAAAAAGACACCAGCAGAACUCGCAGCUGAAGCAAAUGCAGACUCGGAAGAUGAAGAUGAAUUUACAAUGCCAAAAAGUCUUGAUGAAUUGAAAUCGAAAGUGGUCACUAGUGUUGGGGAAGUAACUGAAAAGUGUUCUCUACAGUGAGAUAGGCUUGCUUUCUUAUUGAUUUGGCAGCAUGGAGAACAAGACGGAUGUGACUGCGGUCGUUAGGGACCUGUACGGUCGUUAGGGACCUGUUAGACUUAUGCAUUAAUGGUGUGAGCGCGAGACAUGUAGGGCAUUGUGGUCCGACAGGGAUUCUGACGUCAGCGCUAUUGUUGUCACCAAUACUUAAGGAAAGAUAACUCUAUUUCAUCAUCUAAAAAAUUGUUAUAUAUUAUAAUAGUUCUAUGCGACUUGGUGAAUUUAGAAGAUUGAAAUUAAGAUGAUAAAAAAUAAGAAUUUAUAAUAAUUAUAGGGACGUUUCUGAUUUUUUCAGCUUAAGGAGUUUCUGUAUGUCUGUUCAAUUUGUCCUCAAGAGAAUUUCGGAAGAUGCACUGGUAUUUAGAAAUGAAAUAUGUUUUGUAAGUGAUACAAUAUUGAUGGCAACAAUAUCCCUGUGCUGGAAAACGAGACAGUUUAGAGAUUUCAGUUUUAAUGAUUUUGUAUAAUUAUAUGAUAUACAUGUACAUGCAAUACACAGACCUAGUUUGUCUUUGUAUAGUAGAAGUUUCCAGUUCGUUAAGGGGCUAGGCCCUGUGUAGUAUUAUUCUCAGGGCAUCGCCCUAGUUAGAAAGAAUGCCAAGGGUAUUGCCUCAUUUUGAAGUAGUGAGCUUGGGUAACUUCCCUUGUCUGUAGUAACCAUGAGGUUAUGUUCAGUGAACUGGAGGAUGUUGACAAUGUCUUGAGUGAGCUUUGGGGUGUUGACAACCUCCACAGUGAACUGGAGGAUGUUGAUAAUGUCUUGAGUGAUCUUCAGGAUGGUGACAACAUCCAUAGUGAACUGCAGUAUGUUGGCAAUUUAUUUAGUGAGCUUCAGGAUGAUGACAUCCUCCAUAGUGAACUGGAGGAUGUUGACAGUGUCUUGAGUGAGCUUUGUGGUGUUGACAACCUCCACAGUGAACUGGAGGAUGUUGACAAUGUCUUGAGUGAGCUUUGGGAUGGUGACAACCUCCAUAGUGACCUACGGGAUGCUGACAACAUUUAGUUAGUUGUGGGAUGCUGACAAUUCCAUGAGUGAGCUUCUGGUUGUUGACAACCUCUGUGGUGAGCUUCAUGUUGUUGACCAGCCUCUUAAUUAUGGGAUGUUCACAAUGCCUCGAGUGAGCUUUGAGUUGUUGACAACCGCUAUAGUGAUCAAGUUGUGGAAUGACAACACUUUCAGUGAGCUUCAAGGUGUUGACAACAUCUUGAUUAAGCUUUGGAAUCAUAUAGAGCGAGAUAAAGAAUGUUGACAAUCUCUAGUGAGCUGCAGGGUGUUGAAGACAUCUCAAGUGAACUUCAGGAGGCAUGUUGACAACACCUCAAAGAUGUUGGCAAUAUUGAGUGAGCUCUGGGCCGUUGACAUCUCCUUGUGAGCUUGUACAACUCAUGUAAGAGUAGGAUAUUCCAAUUGAUCUCUUGAUAUUUAGACAAAUAUAACAUUUUUAUUGUACAUUUGUAUAUUCAAUUACUAAGAAAAUCAUAUAGUGUUUAUGCUUUUUCUUUAGGUUUUGUAUAAAUGAUUUCAGAUAAAGUGAUUUUAAAAUAAUAAAAAAAAAGAAAUUUUGAUUUGUUUUGAAUUGGAAUGUUAGAAAUUAUCAUAAAGGAAUUCAAAGCCACAUUUUGAGAGAAUUUCUAGUACAAAUGUUUGAAAAAAUAAACGGGUUCUAAACAAAUGAAUCAUGAACAAUUCACCUGAUAAUUAUCGGAUAUUUAUUCUGCACACCAUUUUACAUACUCAGUGCCUAGUUUUUCUGCUGUAGCGACGGUGCCCUAUUUGUUUAAUGAUAGAGGAUCCUGACAAGGCAGACAUAAAAAACCAAAUAGGAUUUGGAAAAUUGGAGCAUAAACUAGAGACAAGACAAAACUUAGAAAUAGAAAACCAACAGUGUGGAUUUUUCUGAUUAAUUUUUAAUGUGAAAAGAUGGGACGAUGAAAGGCAAGCAGAAUUCUGGCCACAGGAUCAUGAAAAAAAGCUUAAUUAAGCCUCAAAAUUUCUUAGGUUUUGACUAAGCCAAUCACAGAUUUCAUCAUGAAAAGUGAUGUUAUACAUGAUUGGCUAAGUAAAAACUUUGGUCUUGGUGAAAAAUGAUGGUUUUAUUUUGAGCAAGGGGUACUGGUUAGGUUAAAUGUGGUAUGAAGGGAAUUAGGCAGGGUGAAAAAAUCAUCUCAGUAUCUGUACUUAAAUUGCAAGCUACUUCUAGGGAAACAUGAUUUAAGCUAAACGAGUGUGAAUGUUAUAGGAAUGAAAGUGAGUUGUCAGUUUCAUCAAAUAUGCAAUUAUUUAUUAUUUCAUCAUGAUUCAAGAGACAUUUUUGCACCAGCUGAACAAUGGAAUAAAUUGUCUCCCGUUUAUUUGAGGUGUCCCGUGUUUGGUGUUGUGUAGUAAAUCUUGUCCCAAUAUUUACGAUGACCUUUAAUUCUGUUCAGUCUCAUUUCAAACUAUUUAUACGCAAGACAUUUCCAUACCUCUUUAAAUUUCGUUUCCCCCUUGCACAAAAAAUAGCAAUGUAUCUUAAAAUGAAGUUUCUAAUGUAAACUUUCAUCAUUUCAUUGUCGUAAAAGAAAUUAUGGUAGCCUGAGCAUUAUCUUAAAUCUGUUUUCAUUCUCGAUACAAUUCAAAUUGACUUGUAUAAUGUUCAUAGGACCAGAAUGAAAUAGUGUGACUAGAGGGUCAUUCAGUACCUUGACGAAGGGCCAACAGACCAUUCUAGACUCAUGUUUACUUUAAUCUGAAGCACUAACGUUUCCUUGUCCUAACUAGGGGCCAAUGGAGAACCUACCUUAGUAAGGCAAUUGCAAGGAAGCAGUGACUCUAGUAUUCAUGUUGCGGAACUUGACCGGGUCAGUCAUCUGCGACCAGGUAGCUCAAUUGGUAGAGCAUCCGGCUGGUGUUCGGAGGUUCCUGGUUCGAAACCCUGUCUGGCCAUGCAUUUUCCCACUCCUCUCAUAUCAAUACUUUGGAACAGCAGGGCCACAAUAUACCCAACUUAACUGUGUGACCUUUGACAUAUCUUAUAUCCAUAAUUUGAUUAGUAGGGUCAUUCUAGGCCCCUUUCACCUUUGUAUGUCCUGAAAAGCAAAAUGUUGGCUAGCAGAGCAUUUUUACCCCUUUCUUUAGUACGCUCUGAGGGGUCCAUCUAGGCCGAUAAUCUGGGUCAAAUCAGUAGGGCAAUUAUAGGCCUUUCAACCUUCGUCUAUCCAACACUUGAUCCUUAAUUUGAAGUUUGUUAUGAAUAUAUUAUUCAUUAACCCCAAGAAAUCUACUAACACAAUACAAAUAUGCAAAUUACGUUUGUUGUGAAUUUAUUUACACUCAGCUUUAAAUUUUUGCUUUGAAAUGUUAAUUGUUGUUAGAACUUGUUAUAGUGCAGUGUAUUGAACUUUCACAAUGAAGUAUGGCGGGUGCUGAGGUGUGAAGUCGUUAAUUAAACAUGAUCGUUAAUUAAACAUUCCAGCGACCUCACAUGUCCAUUUGUGUGACUGAGGAUCCUACAUCUAUAUCUAACAGGGUUGUCUGCCCUUGUCAGUAGUCUAAGGUUAGUGACAUACUUCACUGAUUGUAUUGUUUAAUCAAAAUGAACAAAAUAUUUGUUCUUAAAUAUUGUAAAUUUUGAAAACUGUCCUCACAAAUAUCUGUGUUACACAUGUUAAUUAUUACUUAGUUUUUGUCAUUUUUAAUUCUGGUAAUCAGUCACUGACUGUACAAACUCAGGCCAGCUACGCUGACCAACUCUGACCAGUCUCACUGACCACACGAACUCAGGCAAGCAAGCUGACCAACUCUGACCAAUCUCACUGACCACACAUAUUCAGGCCAGCAAUGCUGACCAACUCUGACCAAUCUCACUGACCACACAUAUUCAGGCAAGCAAGCUGACCAACUCUGACCAAUCUCACCGACCACACAUAUUCAGGCCAGCAAUGCUGACCAACUCUGACCAAUCUCACUGACCACACAAACUCAGGCAAUCAAGCUGACCCACUCUGACCAAUCUCACUGACAGCCCAAACUCGGACCAUGAUUUUUCAUUCCAGCAAUAGGUCAUGUUGACCUUGAUCUCUCCUUGGAAAUCUUUCCAAGUUCUGACGUUAUUGUUGUAUAUUUUAAGUUUUAUUUUCUUGUUACUGUUGUUGUGAUAUAAGUUGUUAAUUCUAUUUUUAUUUAAUUAGUAACAAUUUGUAAAUUAUUAAGCAUAAUAUUCCUCAUGUACUUCAAUAUAUAUAUUACAUUAAUACUGUAUUACAUUACGAUAAAUAUGUUGCAGUAUAACAAAUACAUAAUAUGUUAUACAUUGUAUAAUAUACAUAAUAUGUUAAACAUUGUAUAAUAUACAUAAUGUUAUACACUGUAUAAUAUACAUAAUAUGUUAUGCAUUGUAUAACUAUAUAUUAUGUUUAUUGUUAUAUUACAUUACAUAUAGUAUAUUAAUGUAUAACAAUACACUGCCAAGCAGUUACUUUCCUAUACACUUUGUUUAUACAAUGUCCUGUUAUAUAUACUGGCAUACUCGAUCGCUGUGUUAAGCGUAAAAAGCUUUUGACUGUAUAAAGGUAGUCGUUGAAGACUAGUGUUAGACAAUUGAUGAUGUUAAUGAUGAUCGUUAUACGUAUACCUAUAUCCGAUGUUCAUGCUUCUUUAAAUCUAUGGCCACAACUGGUCGCAGUAGGGACUAGCUACUACAAUAGUUCUGUUUUAGUGCAAAACAUUUUAUUAACACUUCUGUACAUCAAAAUCUUAUACUACUAUUUCUACAUCAGUACAGACAGGUGUAUGACCCUGUGUACCAGUACAAACAAUUUUAAAAUCUGACAUAGGCCAUGUGAGGGUGUUGUGGCCAGAAUGUCCUCGUGGUUGAGUGACGAUGCUGAACCAGGCCAAUCAUAGUGGGCAGACCAGUCGACUGAGUCUCAUUUGGACUGGCAGCCUACCACAACAGGCUGUCUUGGCCAGGUAGACUGGUAUGACAGUGAACCAGCAUUGGCCCAUUGUGGUUGGGUGAACCAGCACACGGGCGUCAUAGCUGAGUGAACUGGUAUCAUGGUUCAACCAGCACUGGUCAAUCAUGGCUGAGUGAACCGAUACCAUGGUUGAACCAGCACCAUUGCAACGUGGCUGAGUGAACCAGUACCACGGUUGAACCAGCACUGGUCUAUCAUUGCUGCAUGAACCUGUACCAUGGUUGAACCAGCACUGGUCCAACAUGGCUGCAUGAACCGGUACCACGGUUGAACCAGCACCAGUGCAACGUGGCUGGAUAAACUAACACUAGGCCAUUAUGGCUGGGUGAACCAGCACCAGGCCGUCAAGGGUUGGGUGAACCGGUACCAUGGUUGAACCAGCACCAGGCCGAAAUUACUGGGCGGACUGGUACCAUGGGUGACCCUACACCAAGCCAUCAUGGCUCAUUGGACCGUACAAGGCCAUCAUGGCUUGGCAGACAGAUAUCCUGUGUGAACCAGCAGAACCAUGAGUGAAGUUGCUCUGGGCCGUCAUGGCUAGGGUAUGAAGUAGUACCAGACUACUGGUACAUUGGUUUUAAUUUAAUUCCUGUUUUUUUAAUAAACUGUACCUCUGGAAUUUUGUUACAUAAAUUGGUAUAUAUAUAUACAUGUAUGUAUUAAACACGGAGAAGUAUUCAAAUUUCAUUUUUUAGUGAAAAAGAAAAUGAAAAACACAAUAUGUAAUUCAGUUCCAACAAUCUGACAAAUUGUACAGCUACACCAGAACCUGUCCUAUCCGACACCUCUAUUCCACCAUAUCUCUCAGGUCGUUAGUCCUUUAAUCACUGUCCAAUCCAAACAUUUCAAUAGUCCACGAUAUGUGUAACUAUUGAGAACCUUAUUAAACCUGUGUAAUAUGACACAGUGCCUACAAUGACCAGAUCUCGAGUCCAACAGGUGUCAGUUAAGACAAGUUAAGGUGUGUUGCGAAUUUGUCUGGUCGUAUUCUCGUCUCAAUAUGUACUUCCUUAUUGUGUUUUGUGUACCAUGUCACUGACGUGAUGAUAAAUUUUACAGGACAUUCUGUCGGUAGAAUAGCCUUUAUCCCAGCCUGACUAGCCAAAAACUUCUCAACUUUAAAUCUACUUUGAAACUAUAGUCCAUGAAAGUUCUCAAACAUUUUCGCUUUCAGGAUUCUACUCGAUACUUUUAGGCUUUCACUUCACAUUUAAGUGAAGUUAAUGCAAGAAUUUCCAUCUAUCAAAAACACUUACAAUUUCCAAUUCCAAUUUUUUUUUUUUUUUUUAAUUACAUGUGUAUAUAUAAAUGUACAUUCACCUCUAAAGACGGAACAAAAUCAUGGAGAUGGUUGACUAGUCAGGCUGGGGUCAGGGCGACUUUGAAAUGUACAUAAAAUGCUAGUAUAUGAAAAUGCUCAUGUUAAUUGUGAUGACUCGUUGAUUUGUAGUUAGAUCCAACUCACUACAUGCAUAGGUUACGCUCGGUUAAUUUGGAAGCUAUCUCGAAACUUUUUUCACCCACUCCUCUUGGUCAGAAACUUGGUACAAGGUCAAACAAGACUUAAACAUAACAAUUUGGGAUUCGUCUUCCAGAUAGCUUCUAAUUUAUGUGACAUUUUAGAACCGUACUUGUUGAUUGAAUAAAGGAUUUAAAUCAAAA